AUGGAGGUGCAGCUGGGGGUCGGCCGCGUCUACCCGCGGGCGGGGGGCCGGACCUUCCGCGGGGCUUUUCAGACCUUCUUCCAGAGCGUCUGCGAGGCUUUCCAGGCGCCGCGGGAGGAGCCGGGCACCAGCCAGCAGCCGCCGGCGUGCGCGCCCUGCCCGCCGAGCCCCCGGCCGCCGCCGGGCUCGCCCGCCUUCCUGCCGCCCCAGGAGCCCCGCGGCGCCGCCAAGGCGCUGCCGGCCGGCGGCCCCGCCGCGGGCUCGCCCUUCCCCUGCGCCGGCGAGCUGAGGGAGCUGCUGUGCGAGGCGGGCGCGCUGCCGCUGCUGCCGCCGCCCGAGGCCGAGCCGGCGCCCAAGGAGGACCCGCUGGGCGACAGCGCCAAGCAGCUCUGCAGGGCCGUGUCCGCCUCCAUGGGCCUGGCGCUGGAGGCGCUGGAGGUGCCGGGCGAGCCGCUGCCCCGCGAGGACUGCAUGUUCGCGCUGCCGGCCGGGCCGCCCCGCGCCCCGCGCCCGGCCGGCGGGGACCCGCCGGAGCCGCCGCCCGCCCCGGCCGCCUUCGCGGGCGCCGAGGCCGCGCUGGCCGUCGGCGCGCCCGCCGGGCCGGGGCUCUACCGCGGCUCGCCGGGGCCCGCGGCGCGGCCGCCCCCCGCCUUCAGCCUGGCGCCGCCGCCCGCCCGCGUCAAGCUGGAGAGCCCGCCGGGGCCGGCGGCGGGAGGCGGCUGGGGCGCCCCGUGCCGCUACGGCGCCGAGAUGGCCCCGCCGGGCCCCGCGCCGCCCUGGCCCGCCUUCUUCGCCGAGGAGGGGCAGCUCUACGGGCCCUGCGCCGAGCCGCCCGCCGGGCCCUUCGGCUGCGGGCGCGGGCCGGCCGCCGAGACCGCCGACUUCCCCGGCGACGCCUGGUACCCGGCGGGCCGGCCGCCCUUCGCCGCCCCCGCCGCCUGCAUCAAGAGCGAGCUGGGACCCUGGGCCGAGGGCUACGGCGACGUCCGGUUGGAGACUGGCCGUGAACAUGUCUUGCCCAUUGACUAUUACUUUCCACCACAGAAGACUUGCCUGAUCUGUGGAGAUGAAGCAUCUGGGUGCCACUAUGGAGCCCUCACUUGUGGUAGCUGCAAAGUCUUCUUCAAACGGGCGGCUGAAGGUAAACAGAAAUACCUCUGUGCCAGCCGGAACGACUGCACCAUCGACAAGUUCAGAAGGAAAAACUGCCCGUCCUGCCGCCUGCGGAAGUGCUACGAGGCUGGGAUGACGCUCGGAGCCCGCAAGCUGAAGAAGCUGGGUAACCUGAAGACACAAGAUGAUGCGGAGGCAGCCAGCUCAUCCAGCCCCACAGAGGAGCAAGCUCCCAAAAUGGUGAUGACGCGCAUUGAUGGGUAUGAGUGCCAGCCUAUCUUCCUCAACGUCCUGGAGGCCAUCGAGCCUGGCGUGGUGUGUGCCGGCCACGACAACAGCCAGCCGGACUCCUUCUCCAACCUGCUGACCAGCCUGAAUGAGCUCGGGGAGAGGCAGCUGGUCUACGUGGUCAAAUGGGCAAAGGCCUUGCCAGGAUUUCGCAACCUGCAUGUGGAUGACCAGAUGUCAAUAAUCCAGUACUCUUGGAUGGGCCUUAUGGUUUUUGCUAUGGGUUGGAGAUCUUUCACCAACGUCAAUUCCAGGAUGCUUUACUUCGCUCCGGAUUUGGUCUUCAAUGAGUACCGGAUGCACAAAUCCAGAAUGUACAGCCAAUGUGUCAGGAUGCGGCACCUCUCUCAGGAGUUCGGAUGGCUUCAGAUCACACCCCAGGAGUUUCUCUGUAUGAAGGCUCUACUCUUCUUCAGUAUUAUUCCAGUGGAUGGCCUGAAGAACCAGAAGCUCUUUGAUGAACUCCGAAUGAAUUACAUUAAGGAACUUGACCGCAUCAUCGCUUGCAAGAGGAAGAACCCUACCUCCUGCUCUCGGCGAUUUUACCAGCUCACCAAGGUCCUGGACUCCGUGCACCCUAUUGCCAAGGAUCUGCAUCAGUUUACAUUUGACCUUUUAAUUAAGGCACAUAUGGUGAGCGUGGACUACCCUGAAAUGAUGGCCGAGAUCAUCUCUGUGCAGGUUCCCAAGAUCCUGUCUGGAAAAGUCAAGCCUAUCUACUUCCACGCACAGUGAUCUUCCGGAGGGACCUCCCAGUUCUGCCAUCCCCAUUUCAGCCAUCUCCUGCCUGUUAUUUCUGCACUACUGUACUGCAGUGCCUUGGGGAAUCCCCUCUACGGAGGCGGUGUGCCAAGAAGACGGACAGUAACAAACGGCUGCCUGCCGGGAUUCCUGAGAUUUCUGUUUUUCCUGAGGUACCUCUGAACUGAACUACCUGCCAUGGCUUCUGCCUAGAUUUGGCUGGCUCGCUGUGCUGGGACAGGGGACUGCGGCACGGUGGCAGCGGCACCGUGUCUGUGAUCUCUCGUGUGUGUGUUUUCCACAGCGACUUUUAGUGGCCCAGGGCCACGGGAGAUCGGGAGAAAUGCCAGCAGUUGUUGAGUUUGGUUUUUCUUUUUUUUAAAACAGAACAAAGCAAGAAGCAGGUUGAACCUGUAAGUUUGGGUGUGGGUUACUUUACUGGCCUCCUUCAGGACUUUUUAUUUGCAUUGUGGUGCUGGGAAGCAGAUGAGUUAAAAUAUUGCAGUGGAGAAACGGAGAAGAGUUGGGGGGACGAGGUGAAUUUGCAGCCUGAUGAAUUUACAGGACUUGCUGGGUGAUAAAGGCGCCGCGCAGCCGUUGUGGGGUCUGCCCCGGACAGCACGCCGCCGCCGCCUGCAGCCCCGCAGUGCUGCCUGCGCAGCAGCGUGGGUGAGCGGUAAUCUUAGCUGAUGGAGCAUUACCGGGUUGUCAGCCAAAGGGCUGGCGAGGAAGAUGACCUUUGGAACUCCCCAAAGAUGGUGGAUGGCUGCCGUUUUCCGCCUGGGAUGUUUUUCCUAUGGCCGGUCAAACUGGAUCUCGGUCUGCCCCACAGAUGCCCGGGCGCUCAGCAGUCACAUUCCCGUCCUCGACAGCUGCUGCUCCUCCAGCAGCUCCUCCACCUCCACAAGUGCCUGACAUCCUCAGACCUCACGCUCUCCUCUCCUCCCGUGGGCAUCCCCUGCCCAGCCCCUCACCAGCUCUGCCCCCGCUGGGUGUCCACAGACCACAGGUUUCCAGCUACACCACUUAUUUUCCAUUUAUCCCAACUAUUUUUUCUGAUGCCAGCCGAGGAGCGUCCCGGGAGCAAAGCAGCAGGGCCGGGAUCUGCGGGACCUGCGGAACCACAGGACUCCUGCUGUUAAUCCUGUCCUUUGGAAGGUGGCUGUGGUAACUGGUUGGUGCUGCCGUGGCGCUUCAGGGGGUCGUAAAGGAAACGCCAAAGAGACCUUCUGCCCUUCCAAGCCGUGCGCACGGCCCCUGCUAGUUGCAGUGGUUGAUGGCAGCCCGGCGGGACACCGUCCCGCGCGCAGCAUCCCUUGCUCACCGUCCCACGCGCACCGUCCCAUGCGCACUGUCCCACGCACACCGUCCUGCGCGCACCGUCCCGUGCACACCGCCUGUCCCCAGCAGCUCCACGUGGCGUGGUGGUGGCACAGCCUGCGCCCAGGCUGACGCAGCACAGGCUGCAGCUCCGCCGUGAGGAUGGACAAAUGUGCCCUGGCUAACAGGGGCACUCGGUCCACAACCAGCAAACAGCAAAGGUUGAUGGGUCUGCAGCUGCUGGUGACUCCCAGCAGCCAGGAACAUCUGGGAAAAGCAGGCUGUUUUUUCAGGCAUAAGUGUUGGCUUGGCUCCGUUUCAUACCUCAAGUUCAGAAGGAAGCACAGGCCCACCCGACGCCCGUAUUCAGAUUUGUUUAUUCCGUGGGCUCCGCUUCCCACAAUGUGGCUGAGCCUGUGUUCCCUGCAGUAUUUCAGUUCCUCCCUUCCCGCACAGCCGUGAGCCCACUGAAACUGCCUAUUCAGACCCGGCCGGGGGUGUUGGCGAUCGUGGCACGUACAGGCUCUUGCCAGGGCAAUACUUCUCAUCGGGGGCUGCGGCGCAGUCUGGUUUUACUGAUGCAGACAUUUACAAGGGGUCCUUGUGCCGGCGCAGGCAAACAGCAGGUCCGUGCCUUGCUGCACGCGGUUUGUUGGCCGAUGGUGGUUUUGCCGCUGCGGUAUGGAGUGGAGCUUGUGGCGGAGCUGUGCCCGCCCAGAGCACUGGUGUGGUCCUCCGGCACAGAGACACCACAAGCACAAAGCAAAUGCCGGAGUCUGGAGGGGUGAACGUGAUCAGACACGUGCAUCACAUCGCACUGUGUUCCCCCUGUGUAAUACCAGCUACUUGUCUUUGUCACAUUCUUUAAAAGAGAAGGGAAUGCGGUUUAGGCCAAUUGACUGCCACGUACAUUGUCUCCCAGCGGUGCCAUGCAGAAAAUAGUGCUAAAGCUUCUGCUGCUUGGACCGUUCAUGAGCUGAGCAUCACCGUCAGCUCUUCAAGCAAAUGCCCUCAUGGUAUGUCCGGGUUCUUUGCAAACUCUCAGCGAGAACAAACACUUAAUUUUCCUGACGCUUUUCAAUCGUGCGAUGGGGUUUUCUUAAGGGGAGGGGUAGAGAAAAAAAAACCCAAAACUGUCGAAGGGGAGGAUCUCUCUUUACAGUUAUUUGUAAUGGGUUUUCCUCCCUGCUAGAUACGGCUCUGAUCAUGCUCUUCCCCUGAAAUCCCUUCAUGCAGGUGGCAACAGAAUCCGUAGAUAACCUUCCUGAGUGCCAGCCAACAGGAUGGUGUUCUUAAUAGCUUUUCCUAUUUUAGAGGGCUGCAAGCAUUUUAAAUGUUGAUAUGAUCUACUAAUAUGUGCAAAUGAACCGGUAAGAAAAUCCUGCUGGUACAGUCCUCUUUUCUUGAAGAUUUUCUGGCUAUUAGCAGAAGAAUACAAUGAAUAACUGGACUGGUAAUGCCCUGAUCUCUGUCAUCAACAGGAGGAUGUUUAUGAGCAAUCUGAAUAGCUCCUUUGGAGAGCUUUAUAUUUUGCACAAGCCCAUGUCAGUAAAGUUUUCAUUAGUUAAUGAGAGUGGAGGUAUCCUGCUGGGUACUUCUCUGCUGGGAGAUUGGGAAGAAAUGAAACUUAAUAGGGAUUUGCAUACACUGCUUUGCUGGUGGAAGCAUAGUGCGAAUGAAAAACGGUUUAGAAGGGGAUACAGCCUACAUAUCACCUGCCAGAUGCGUGCAACUCAUGUAUAUGAUGCCUGUCCAACCACAUAUGCUGUAGGGAGGGAGCAGGUGCUCACGUGAAGUACCCCCCGGCUGAUGGGGCACGGAGCAAUCCGGCUGCCUUUGUCGACAAGCACCCCAGAGCCCUGGCACGCUCGCGUGGGGCACUGGGGUUAUGUUCUCUGUCUCUUCACAGUCGAAGUAAACUUCUGCAACUUUUUUAUUCAAGUUGACUUUUUAUGAUAUUAUUAGAGGGAUGACUGGAGGAUGUGGGAACCAGGAUCACUAGCACCUGUGUGUGUAUUUGCUGGGGGGGAUUUAACACUGUUUCCUUGUUUAUUUUCAUGGGCUGCUGCAGGAACUGGGGAAAAAAGAGGCUUAAGAAAUACCAAAGUCCACGUCCUGUCACAUACCUUUGUACUUUGUGUUUUCUUCUUGCAUUUUCUUGUCUACUUUCACUUUAAUAAAGCAAAGAGAAUUUCACCAUU
This is a messenger RNA of Gavia stellata (red-throated loon), 5663 nucleotides long. It is a transcript of the gene AR, whose product is annotated as androgen receptor. Gene Ontology annotation, biological process: male gonad development; regulation of DNA-templated transcription; androgen receptor signaling pathway. The coding region runs from base 1 to 2136 and encodes 711 amino acids. Gene Ontology annotation, cellular component: nucleus. Gene Ontology annotation, molecular function: zinc ion binding; nuclear receptor activity; steroid binding. The record is from RefSeq and is a predicted model, not a curated record. Lineage: Eukaryota; Metazoa; Chordata; Aves; Gaviiformes; Gaviidae. The transcript is spliced from 8 exons.